Corticium candelabrum is the source of this 4169-nucleotide messenger RNA. RefSeq lists its product as uncharacterized. The transcript is spliced from 23 exons. Gene Ontology annotation, biological process: regulation of apoptotic process. Gene Ontology annotation, molecular function: ADP binding; protein binding. Bases 1 to 4029 code for a protein of 1342 amino acids. NCBI's taxonomy places the organism in Eukaryota, Metazoa, Porifera, Homoscleromorpha, Homosclerophorida, Plakinidae. The record is from RefSeq and is a predicted model, not a curated record.
AUGGGUUUGCAGGCAUCGAAAUCCGAGAAAGAUUCCCCAGCACCGAAGAAACCAGGAUUUUUCAGCAAGAAGAAAUCGACUGAGGUGAUCGCAGGUGCUGUUGAGCAGAAAUCAACGGAGUUGAUCGCAGCUGAUGUUGAGAAGAAAUCAACUGAGAAAUCUACAGAGGUGGUCCGAGGUGAUGUUGAGAAGAAAUUGACUGAGAUGACCACAGCUAUAGUUGAGAACAAAUCAGCUAACGUAAUCACAACUGAUGUUGAGGAGAAAUCAACUGAGGGGAUCGCAGCUGAUGUUGUUGCAGAAACGUCUGAAAAUUUGGACGUGCAUUUGGCAGAAACAAGCAACCAUUGCAAGAUAGAUGGUAAGGACGUUCUAAAGAAUUCGUCCUCCACUGCUGCAGAUCAUCUUACCGAAGAGGAACAAAAAUGUGAAAACACUCGUAAUGAAGAAACACCAAUGUCUCAUGAGAAAUAUGAACCACCAGACUAUUCAUGGGAUCAAUGUAUUCGUCCUCUAUUCUCUCGUUUGGUGCAAGUUCUGCCAGUCGAACCCAUUCUUGAUAAACUGCUGAGUACGGACCAGGUAAGAUUGGAAGAAUUUGAUAAAAUGAAGCAAAUGAAUGGGGACGUCGAAAGAGCUCGGUAUCUAUUGAGUGAAAUCUUACCUUAUACUUGCACCAAGGAUUUUCACAAGUUUUGCGAUACUUUGUCAGACGCUGGCGGAUAUGAUCAAAUAUUACAUCUUAUACAACCGGACAGACAUCCAGAUCUACAGAAAAGAGAUCCCGAAGAAAUUAUUGCGGAUUUAUUAAAGGCGGCAAGGUCUCGUCGGCUUCCCUCACAAGAAAAAUCUUUGUUGGACAAGGAAAAGCCUAGGCAGAAAGGACAUUUUUCGGUGGAAGUCGAAAUGAGAAAUUUUCCUCAUUUUUGUGGUCGAGACAAAAUUGUCACUGACAUGUCCCAAUUCUUUUGGAGUAAAGAUCAUGAACAUGCAGAAUUGAUAAACACCAGGGAUUUUCGAUUGAUGUGCAUCUGUGCUCAAGGUGGGGCUGGUAAAUCAUGCUUAGCAGCCUACUAUGCAAGGCUUUACAGAACGACGUACGAUGGAGGAGUGUUCUUUAUCAGCUCGAGAACGAAUGCAUCCAUACGACAAUCGAUUUACAAAUUUAUCUGUCUUUUAAGUUCGGAGAAAGGCGAAGUCGCAAGUAAAUCAUUGGAAGAAAUGAAGGCGCGCUUCCUAGAUCUCCUUAUUUUACGUGGCGGCAAUGUCUUGUUGAUCUACGACAGUAGUGAUGAUUUGAACGUCGUUCAACACGUAGUUCCCUCGUGCAGCAUAAAAAUUCACGUUAUCAUUACGACAAGAUGCAGAGAUCACGCAUUGAUGCAAGAAGGCAAGGUGAUUCAACUACCGGAGUUGGAUGAAGACGCCGCUGUUGACUGUUUUCGCCGUUGGGCUGGAAUAUACAACAAAGACGGCAGUAUGUCAGAAUUUGCUUUGGAUGAAAUAAGAAGUAUAGUGACCGAUGGACAAGUAAAGCUAUUGCCUCUGGCCAUUCGACGUGUUGCAACAUUGAUGAAGAAGACAGGGGCUACUUUUAGAAAGAUAAAGGAAACUCUGUCAUUGAAGAAAGAAAUGGUGCGGUAUCUAGAGGAUGACUUCAAUGACAUAUUACAUGGUAAUGGUCUGCUGCAUCUAAAGCCGAAACUGGCGAGUUUGGGUGUUUCUCGAAUCGAUCAAAUUUUAACUGCCGAAUUCUCCUCAUUGGUCAAAUCGUGUAACUUUUGUACGAUUGAUGAAGAGAAGCUGAAGAAAAUGCAAGACAGACUGAGGGUCGACGAUGAAGCGCCAAUGCAUUGGGAUCUCGAUCUAGCUGAGGUUGCAAGCAGGUCUCAAGUUGCAGACAAAAUUCUUCGUUUUGCUUCUUUGAUGGACACGAGCGCUGUUCCUACUGAUGUUAUUCGUGCAGCUGUAUUGUGCGAUGGAGAGUCAAGUCUUGGAGAACAUGAGUUUGAAAGCUCUUUGUAUUUGUUGUCACACGAGUUUUCUCUGCUCACAUUCAAUGACGAGGAACAGACGUGUGACAUUCAUGCGCUCGUUCAGCGGUCUGUUACAAGCCACACGAAGAGAAGAAACAAAUUACUAUCUUCUGUCGUUUGUUUGACUAAGUGUAUUCAAGACAUGUUACCAAAGUCCGAUGGAGUCAUAAAACGCAACCUCAAUAACAGCAAGUUGAUUGCAUUGGCUCCACACGUUUUCAGCGUUUGCGAUCACAUCUUGAAGUUGAAAUGUAUAAAGCAAGAAUGUCUAAUGCUUUUGAAGAUUUCCUGUUGGUUGUCAAGAUAUCUCUACGACAUUACAACAGCCAAGCAUUUAGCAGAGGGGUGGUUGCAAAUUCGUCGUCGAAUCGGCACUCGCACUAAAGUCGAAGCCUUUGAAUUGAGCCAAAGUCUGCUUUCUGUUGGUGAUGCUUACGAUCUAAUGAGUAGACCUGACUCGUCGAAGCCAUACUUUGAAGAAGCCGUACAAGUAUUGGAAGCAUUUGGCGUCGACGAUUCUUUUCGUAUGUCAUAUGGUGUGGCUCUAAGCAGCUUAGGGUGUUGCUACCUGAAAAUGAAGAACUUGGAAGAUGCAGAGAAGAUGUUCAGGAAACAUAUUGAAUUGACACGAGAAUAUGCUGGUGUAGCAGUUGGUGCAGAUACUGCUUGUGCGCUACAUAACCUUGCUUUCACAUAUAAAGAAGGGGGGAAAUACGACGAGGCGAUAAAGGCAUACGAGGAGUCGCUCGUGUUGAAAAGGCAAUUGGAUGACUGCAAUCUAGUGGACACAUCUCCGACUCUCAUGAAUCUUGGUAACUGCUACAGAGAGAGCGGGAAACUUAAGGAAAGUGUGAGUUUAAUAGAGGAGGCAGUCAAAAUCAGACGAUCUUGCUACUCAUCUUCUCAUCCCUCCUUGGCACUAGCUAUAAGUCAUCUUUCCUCUACGUACGAUUCACUUGACAGAAAAGAUGAAGCUAUGAAAUUGGCAAGAGAAGCGUUUGAUAUUGCAAGUGUAUCAUUACCGUCAUCACAUUGUUAUUUGUCGUUGUAUAUGAACGGUAUCGGUUAUUGCUGUGAAUCUCGAGGAGACUACAACGCAGCCAUCGUGUGGUAUGAGAAAUCUCACCAAUUGCUGCAACAACUAAGUUCUUCGCCUACGCGAGACGACUUCCUUGCAACAACUCUUAUGAAUCUUGGUCAUUGCAUCGAACAAAGCGGAAACCUCAAAAAGAGUGCAAAUUUACUGGAGGAGGCAGUUACCCUCAGUCGGUCGAGUUGCUCACCCUCUCAUCCAAAAUUGGCAACUAUUCUCGUUUUCCUUGUCAUAACCUACGACCUUUUGGACAGAAAAGAGGAAGGCUUGCAACUCGCAAGCAAAGCGUAUGAGAUGGCAUCCGUGUCGUUGCCGCCUUCACAUCCUACUAUGGCACAUUGUAUGAAUGCUGUGGGAUACUGUUAUCGAUCACAAGGAAACUACGAGGAAGCCAUAUCGUGGCACGAGAAAGCUCGAGAAUUGCAUCUAAAACAAGAUUGCUCGCCCGCUCGAGAUAAAGGCGUUGCUAUAAAUUUGUAUUUAUUGUCUCUCGACUAUGACGGGAAAGAAUGUUGGAAUGAAGCCAUAAAGAUGUGUCUGGAAGCCAUAGAAAUGGAAAGAAAGCGCAUCUUCCCUAAUCGUACCUUUAUUGCUAUUGGUAUGAUGCGAUUAGGUUCGUAUGAGAUCAAGACCGCAAGACUUGAAGAGUCUACGUCGCACUUGCAAACUGCCUUGUCGUUUUUGCAAGACAACCUACCUACUAGUCAUUACACAGCAGAUUGUCACUUUUACCUUGCUACUUUAUUCCUUGCCAUGAAAGAAGCAUACCAAGCCAGUCUACAUGUAGAGAAAUGUGUUGAGAUACGAAAAAUGAUUUUUCCCGAUUGUCACAGAAAAAUAAGGGAAACUGAGUGUCUAAAACAAGACAUUGGAGGGCUGAAAGAAUAUACAAGUGACUGACAUGAUAUUCUUACUGUUUUGAUUGUGUGUUGCCGUUUGCUUGUGUUCUUGUUAAGAUUGAUGGGAUUAGUUGGCAUGGUGUAAGAGAACUCUAUGGAUGUCUAGAUAGAUUUCGGGAUUGCACCUUGCCAUUAUUGUAG